Messenger RNA from Capronia coronata CBS 617.96, 2163 nucleotides. RefSeq lists its product as uncharacterized. Gene Ontology annotation, biological process: regulation of DNA-templated transcription. The record is from RefSeq and is a predicted model, not a curated record. The coding region runs from base 1 to 2163 and encodes 720 amino acids. The transcript has 3 exons. Gene Ontology annotation, molecular function: zinc ion binding; transcription cis-regulatory region binding; DNA-binding transcription factor activity, RNA polymerase II-specific. Gene Ontology annotation, cellular component: nucleus. Lineage: Eukaryota; Fungi; Ascomycota; Eurotiomycetes; Chaetothyriales; Herpotrichiellaceae.
AUGUCGAAGCGGAGUUGGCAAGAGGCUAAUCUGCCCUCCCCUCGGUCUGCUGCAACAAGCCUUCAACAAGCUGGUUCUUCGACGUCGCCCCAUUCCUAUGCCUCGCCUGCACAACCCACCUCGCCGAGAAAGAUACGCAGUUCCAUGGACGAGCCUCCUCUCCUAGCCAAAGGCCCUCCGAAACCGCAACGAGCCAAUUCCGUCAAUGGUAUCCAUGGCGAUUCCAGUAAACUGCCCGGAAUAUCAAGAAAAGUGAAGGCAUGCGCAGCAUGUCGCAAGCAGAAAAUAAAAUGUAUUAUGCACGGAGACCCUCCAUGUCAGCGAUGCAAAGAGCGAGGGCUGUCAUGCCGACUAAACAAGAGUCUACAAACCCUCAUGUCGGAGGACUCGAAGUGGAAGGCGGCAGUCACGAAAGACGUAACGUCGCUCUAUUCCACCGUGGAAGAGAUAGUCCGAACACUUCAAUUGCCGGCAUUACCGCAGAUGCUUACAUCGACGCAAGACCCAGCGAUAUUUUUUGACCAGGAGGAUCACAAUGACCAAGACGAUGAAGAUCAAUCGCUUGACAAUUCGCCCAAGGUUACACCCGUCGCCGACAACUUGUCUCACGUCCCGAUUGAGUCAUUGUAUCAGAUCACCGGCAUGCGGUCUUUGCGAGCGACGGAGAAUAUAACGGAGGACCAGUCGCGAAUAUGCAAACAACUGCGUGACACUGAUUUCAUAGCCCGAGGCAUCAUCAAACUAGAAGAAGCCGAGCAUUUGGCUACCUACUACCUGAGCAAACUCGAUCCAUACAUCUGGCAUAUGUGCAUGGGUUACAAAGAUCUCGAGUCCUUCCGACGGCGGUCACCCACCCUGACUGCCUGUAUUCUGACCGUGGCCGCUCUUCAUGACACAAAACUGGGUCAUCUCUACUCCAUAUGCAGCAAGGAAUAUCGCAGGCUAGUGGCCAACGCCAUGUUCGAAAGGAAGAUCGACAUGGAAUACCUGAGAGCAUUGGUGCUUGGUUCUUACUGGCUGAGCGACAUCUCAUGGACGCUCUCGGGAUAUGCCAUUCGCCGAGCCACGGAAUUCCAGCUGCGGCGGUACUACCAUGAUAUUGCAGAAUCAAACCGGUUCCCAGGCAAGGUAGACCAGGACACCCUGCAGGAAGCCAUUGACGGACUCCGCGUACUAUAUGCCCUGUACAUCUGCGACCAUCAUCUUUCUAUUCUUUACGGUCGAUCCUCCAUUAUGCGCGACAACGAGAGCUACAUCACAGGAUGGGAAGCAUAUCUUGCUUGCUCGUUAGCCACCGACGCCGACCGCAGAAUCGCAGGACAGAUCUGCCUAAUGUACCUGAUGAACCAAAUCCGGGAGACGCUUGGUCCCGAAGACACAGGCUCGGUCUUACCACCUUCCGCUCUCAGCAAGAUCGCGGGCUUUGAACGGGAUCUGGACGACUGGAUCGCAAGAUUUUCCAGACAUAAUCCAAGCAAAAAGAUCGGUAAUUGGCCGAACAAAGGCGCCAUCAUGCAGUACCACUGGGCCAAAUUGUAUCUCCAAUCCUAUGUGCUUCGAGGACUCCCUGAAAAUGGGGCCGUCAUUCCUGAAGCCUUUCUCGAGAAUGCGUCGGCCGCUGUAUUCGCGGCGACAGCGAUCAUCAAUCUCCUGUUAGAGGAUAAGGAUGCGCAGCAAGGAAUUGCCUACGUUCCACACCACCUUCACGGCAUGGUCGCGUUCGCUUGUAUGUUUCUGCUCAAGGUUGCCACCAGGCACAGCGAGCAGUUGUUUGUGGACAAGGCCCGCUUCCAGAAACUGAUCGAUGCGUUGGCUCAACAGUUCAAAGCCACCAACGUCGGUAAAGACCAUUUGCUCCACCGGAUGGCAGAGGGAUUGGAAAAGAUGGCAGAAACUCUUGGGGGAUCGGCCCGUGCGAAGAGUCGCACAGUCAAUGGCACAGACGGAGACCCAAGUCAAUCAUUGACAUCUCCAAGUCUGGCCACGGGGAAUGCUACCCCUGAUCAGAAACCCCACAGGCAAGCUAAUGCUCCGGAAUACAACUCUUUGGAACCUGCCGCCUUCGAUUUCGGGGAUCCUGCCCUCGGACUUGGCAUGCCAUUCUUCGAUUUCGAGGGGACAACCCUGGAUGCAGGAGAAUCGAUGUGGAAUUUUGCGACAUAG